GUGAUCGUCAGUAUAACCAUCCGAUUUUAAGCAGUGCUACCCAGACCCCUACACAUGAGAAGCCACGGAUGAAUAACAUUCUGACAUCAGCCACGGAACCCUAUGACCUCUCCUUCUCACGCUCUUACCAGAACUUAGCCCACUUGCCUCCAUCAUAUGAAUCUGCAGUGAAGACCAAUCCAAGCAAGUACUCAUCUCUGAAGAGGCUGACGGACAAGGAAGCUGAUGAGUAUUACAUGAGAAGGAGGCACCUGCCAGACCUUGCAGCCCGUGGUACCCUCCCCCUCAAUGUCAUCCAGAUGUCUCAACAGAAGCCGCUUCCUCGAGAACGGCCACGCAGGCCCAUCAGGGCCAUGUCCCAGGACAGGGUCUUGUCUCCACAUCGGGGAUUGCCAGAUGAAUUUGGCAUGCCCUAUGACCGCAUCUUAUCUGAUGAACAGCUGCUCUCCACAGAGCGCCUGCACUCCCAGGACCCGUUGCUGUCCCCAGAGAGGACAGCCUUCCCAGAGCAGUCGCUGUCGCGGGCCAUCUCUCACACGGACGUCUUUGUGUCCACCCCAGUGCUGGACCGCUACCGCAUGACCAAGAUGCACUCCCAUCCCAGUGCCUCCAAUAACUCCUAUGCCACCCUGGGCCAGAGCCAGACGGCAGCCAAGCGCCACGCCUUUGCCUCUCGCAGACACAACACGGUGGAGCAGCUGCACUAUAUCCCGGGCCAUCACACCUGCUACACAGCCAGCAAGACCGAAGUGACCGUGUGA
Molecule: messenger RNA, 761 nt
Organism: Grammomys surdaster
Lineage: Eukaryota; Metazoa; Chordata; Mammalia; Rodentia; Muridae
Product: protein shisa-6
Exons: 3
Biological process (GO): regulation of AMPA receptor activity; regulation of short-term neuronal synaptic plasticity
Cellular component (GO): postsynaptic density; AMPA glutamate receptor complex; postsynaptic membrane
Source: RefSeq, a predicted model, not a curated record